Molecule: messenger RNA, 982 nt
Organism: Colossoma macropomum (tambaqui)
Lineage: Eukaryota; Metazoa; Chordata; Actinopteri; Characiformes; Serrasalmidae
Gene: cwc15
Product: CWC15 spliceosome associated protein homolog
Exons: 7
Coding region: 77-802 (241 amino acids)
Biological process (GO): mRNA cis splicing, via spliceosome
Cellular component (GO): catalytic step 2 spliceosome
Molecular function (GO): RNA binding
Source: RefSeq, a predicted model, not a curated record
CUCUUACGUUGUCCUCAGCAGGCUUCCGUACCAUCCGGGUUUCUCCGUCUGUGUGAGUGGAAGAAGGUGACCCAGGAUGACCACAGCGGCUCGGCCCACGUUUGAGCCCGCCAGAGGGGGGCGGGGCAAAGGAGAGGGCGAUCUGAGCGCGCUCUCUAAGCAGUACUCCAGCAGAGACCUGCCUGGACACACCAAGAUCAAAUACAGGCAGCCCACCCAGGACGCCCCCGAGGAGGUCCGUAACCGUGACUUCAGGCGUGAGCUGGAGGAGAGAGAGAGAGUGGCAGUGAAGAGCAGAGAGAGAGGAGCCAGAGAGCACACCACCUCUUCCUCUUCCUCCUCCUCAUCUUCAUCCUCCAAGCGGCCACGGCUGGAUCAGAUUCCUGCAGCUAACCUGGACGCAGACGACCCCCUAACUGAUGAUGAAGACGACUCAGACUCUGACUCUGACAGUGAUGACGACACCGCCGCCCUGCUGGCCGAACUGGAGAAGAUCAAGAAGGAGCGAGCAGAGGAACAGGAGAGGAAGGAGCGAGAGCAGAAGGCUGAGGAGGAGCGAAUCAGGAUGGAGAACAUUCUGAGUGGGAAUCCACUGCUGAACCUCGCAGGACAACAACAGCAGCAGCAGCAACAACACACACAGAACCAGAACAGCUUCAGAGUCAAACGCAGGUGGGACGAUGACGUGGUGUUUAAGAACUGCGCUAAAGGAGUCGACGAGUCUCGUAAAGAGAAACGCUUCAUUAACGACACGCUGCGCUCAGAGUUCCACAAAAAGUUCAUGGAAAAAUACGUCAAAUAGAGUUCAGUGGAGCUGAUUAGAGUUCAGUGGAGCUGAUUAGAGUUCAGUGGAGUUGAACAGACUGAACUUCAUUCUGUUUUUCUCUUUUAUCUUUACUGAUCGUGUUAUUAUUUAGCAGUGCUCAGCGUCGGCCGUGUUUUCUGUUUUGCUGUUUGUAAUUAAAGGUUUUGCUUUUGUUUA